Messenger RNA from Pocillopora meandrina, 21543 nucleotides. NCBI's taxonomy places the organism in Eukaryota, Metazoa, Cnidaria, Anthozoa, Scleractinia, Pocilloporidae. The record is from the annotation of a GenBank genome assembly.
AUGUUCAGGGCUAAAAUAACACCUAAGAAGUUCUUCCCAAAUAAUUUGAUCGCAUGGAAAAGCACUUUAAGGGGCGCAGAAAAAUCCCUUGAUUUGGACAACCGCGAUAUGCCAGAUAACUCAGUUGCAGGGGAUACUGAAUUUGCUGCUUCUAAGAGAGGAAGUUUCUUUCAAGAAGCGCCAAGGCUUGGAAAUCAAUUCAGUGGAGAUCUAUUUCUGCAAUCUUACUUGAAGAGACUCCUUCCAUAUGAGGUAAAGGAUAAUUAACAUGAACACAAUAAUGAUUGGUCUGCGAAAUUGUACAGCUUUAAUCUUUAACCCUUUAACCCCUAAUAGUGACUAGAAUCCAAAUUCUCCAUACAGUAUCACUCCUGAAUCACACAUUUAAGUCACGAGAAUAAGGGAAAUGAUAAAAAAUUAAAGAGUCUCCAGAUUGUUGAAGAAAUUCUUCUCGUCAACAACUCAGGAAAUCGUAGUUACUAAAACAAAAAAUGACCUAAAAUGACCUUCCAAGAGUGAUGUGUACAAUGACCUAAAAUAAAAAACAAAAGCUAAAAUAACCUUGACUGAUGUCUAAAACAACCAAAAAUGGCGUUUUAAGCUUAGCUAAAAAGUUCCACUAUAGUAGCUGGUAGUAGCACAAUGAUUUAAGGUGUUCUAAGUGAUCUAAAGUGGCAUACUAUCAGGUGAAACCGCAAAGGUAAGCACACCCAGCUCGCAUCAUUCAGUUCUCUUUUUCUGUUGUAUAUUGCUGUCAAUUACUAUUUAAAAUUGUUUCCGUAAAGUUUAAACGUCACUUUGCAUCAUUUUAGUCAGAGUAGGUUAUUUUUUAUCAUAUUAGGUCAAGGAUGGUCAAUACAUCAGGCAGGUUAUUUUAGGUAAUUUUAGGUUAUUGUAGACAUCACUUAAGGUCAUUUUAGAAAUCACUCAAGGUCAUUUUAGGUCAAUUUGGGUCAUUCCUUUUUUUAGUAACUAUGCUUAGGAAAUUUAUGAAGAACAGUUUGGAGAAUAUUCAAACUGAUGUCAGAGCGUAAAGGGUUAAUCUGCUCUUUUUAAAUCGUGUUUUUUCCUACGGGGAGCAUUGACUUUUUCCAUGUUAAUUGCUUGUAAAUUUUGUGAUUGUGUCCAGUGUUGGUGUUUUGACAGCUUGCACAAUUAAAAGAGUUUUAAACCUCACUUGUGUUAGUUAUCACAAAUUGGACUGUACUCUUUCUCAUGCAAUUUCCUCUUCCCAUAAGUAUCUAGAGAAUAUUCCAUAUGGCCACACAGGACUAUUAUAGUACAGCUAAUUCAUAUCACACAACAUCAAGUUGUUUUGUUGUAAGGGGUGAUAUGGUUAAGUGGGGGUUGUAUUCUGUAGUCUGUGUGAAAGAAGCCCCCAAGAGAUGACCUCUCCUCAGGUUGUUAAAACAAUCCUCACUUUUACUUAAGUGAAAAGCCCUUUUGAGAACUACUUGCACCUAAGAUGGAUCCCACUUUGCACAUAUCAUUCUACUAAAUACAUAUUAUCAAGGAGUUUGAUUUAUUUCAAUGAAGGUGGAUCGACAUCAUGAUUGCUAGGAAUGAUUAAUCUGUUGAACAUUCUUCAUAAUGGCAAAGGAGAUUCUGUAGACUUAAAUUAAAUAUAUGAAAGGUUUUUCUUAAUUUUGUUCACAAAGUUGCUCAAUGAAACUGGACUUAUUUAAACACAGGUUUUACAAGAAAUCUUUCCAGACUUACAGCACUUUGGUCACAGAGUGGCCACUGAUAUUUACUCGAUGGGAAGGGAAUGUGAGCUACAGCCACCAAAACUUGAACAAUUUGAUGCUUGGGGAAAAAGGGUGGACAAUAUUCAGACUUGCCAGGGGUGGAGACAGUUACAUGAUGUGUCAGCUGACGAAGGAUUGAUAUCCAUUCCUUAUGAAAGAAAGUAUGGACAGUGGAGGUAAAAAUGAGUUUCUGUUUUCAUAGAAAUUAUUCAAAGUCAGUUGAUUACACAAGUGCAUAGAACUGACAUGUUAUUUUUUAUCUGUGCAGGUAGCUAAAGGCAUCAUUAAAAGUUCAACAUUGUUAAUUUUUAUUUAUUCUUAGUCGUAUCUACCAAGCUGUGAAGCUGUUCAUGUUUUCUCCUUCUUCUGGUUUGUAUUCUUGUCCAUUGGCCCUGACAGAUGGAGCAGCUAAGAGUAUCGAGGUACAUGUACUGUGUUUAGAUUUGAAAUAAUGGUAUACAUAAGCCAGUUUGCCUAAUUUAAGCCCUAAGUAUUAAAGACACUUUGUUCUCUUCAGUGAAAUAAGGUUUUGGUGGAUUAACUGUGUGAGCUACAAUAGUUGUCAGUCAUUUUGCAAUGUUAUUCAUUAAUCAAUAGUUAACUGGCUGUGGUUAAGUAGUUUAAUUAGCUAAUGGGCCCAGCUUCAGUGAUGGAUGUGGUUGACUAGAAAGUUCAACAUGCACAGCCAUUUGGUUUAAUUGAAGAUGCCAUUUUUAACUUUCUUUCCUUUAUUCAUGAUGUAAAUUCUGUAGUUAAGCAUACUUGUUCUGAAUUACCCUUUUUAACUCAUGGUUCAUUCAGCACAAUUUUACAGUUUACAGUGUAUAACAAGCAGCCAGCGUUCCUUCAAAGAAAUUCAAUUUUCUUUUCUGUUCCAAAUUUGUUGGAGAUGGAAAAACAUUGUGACUUUGUUGUAAUUUCCCCCUAUAUUUUAACAUUCAGGUGUCAAAUAUGACAGAGAAACUUAGUGUUCUUAAGGAUGCCUACAGCCAUUUGACCAGCAGAGAUCCAAAGAAAUUCUGGACAUCUGGUCAGUGGAUGACUGAGAGGAAAGGGGGCUCAGAUGUAGGUAAGUCUAGAUUAUCUGCUGGAAUCAUUUUUUUAAAAUUAUUUUGUGUAAACUGAGAAUUUAAUUCUUCUUUCCCAGUGCUGCUGAUCUUUCCAUUAAUGAUGAUUUUGACCCUUUGCACCCUUACAUCAGUAUUCAUAUUCUCCAGUCUGUUCUCUUUACAUUUCCUAUGGUGCUGACAAGGAGAAUUUGAUUGACAAUCAGGAGUUUCUGAAAUUAGUGAUCAUUUCCUUUAUUCUUGUGACCUCGAUGUUUGAUUCAAGGGUGAUGCUGUUAUAAGUAAUUAGAAGCCAGUCACUCUUAAGGGUAAAGGGUCAAGUAUCAUGCCUCGACUCACAGUAGGCUGAUUAUUGCCACCCACUAUUAUUCAUUAUCCAAUCUACAUUCCUAUGUUAGUGGUGAUGAGUGUCUUUUUGCCUUGUAGCAAAUGGUACAGAGACGAUUGCUGUCCCUCAAGACGAUGUCACCUACAGACUUUAUGGUUAUAAGUGGUUCAGCUCAGCUACUGAUGCAGACAUGACACUCACUCUUGCGAGGGUCCAGAACCCUGAUGGAUCUACUGUACCUGUGAGUUGUUUCUUUCAUUAACGUUGCAACAGAUGUGGGCUCAAUUUGAUGUUUUAUCUUGGUCUUGCUCCAAAAGAUUUCCUCUUGGUUUUCUAGUCUACUCUUGAUAGAAGUAGAAAGAAAAUCAAAACUUGUGCCACUUUCUCAAGUCUAAUUUUAAUUUCUCCAUAUGUGCUAGGUGUGAAAAUCUUUUUAUUUCAACAUUGUAAUAAUUUGGAUUGUUAUUAAUCUGUACCAGGGCACCAAAGGCAUUACAAUGUUUUACAUGCAAACUCGCAAUGAAGAUGGCAAAUUAAACAAUAUUGAAGUCCAGGUAAAAUGAUAACUUGUUAUUCUUAGGAUAGAAUGCCACCACCAGCUGUUAGUGUUGGUGUAUUUUAAAGAAAAGUUAAAGUGAAAAUGGCCUUAUUUGCCCAGAAGUGGUCUAGGGUGGGGCUCAGGGGUUUGGUUAGGUUUUGAGGGAUUUUUCACUCCAGAUAACUUUUUAUUUUUAAAUUAAUCUCCAUAACAAGGCUUUAACAGAGAAAAUUGAACAACCAUGCCAACUUUAAUCCUUUCUUCUCAGUCUGUCCCUUCAGCAUCAUUAUCACAAAUUUUUAUGUUUUUGGAAGCAGCUUGUCUACCUAUUCUUUGGCUCUGUUACAAAUAGGUACAACAGUGCUGAUGUGCUGAUAUUACAUGCUGGCAAAGUUAAUUUGAUUUAAUAUUUAAUCCCAUAUUUUGCAGAGAUUGAAAAAUAAGUUGGGAACCAGGCAGCUUCCUACUGCUGAGCUUCUUCUUCAUGGAUCACAAGCCUACAAGGUAAGUUCAUUCACUUAUAUCCUCACCUUGGCCACAGCAAUACCUGCUCCAUUAUCAUACCAUAUUUUAUGGCCUUAACUCUUUGACUGCUUGCAUGAUUACAUUCUCUUAUGCAAAACCAACUUCAUUUUGCAAACAUUUUCAGAUGUCUGAUGAGGGUCGUGGAGUGCCUUGUAUAUCAGACAUGUUAACAAUCACUCGUUUUCACAACAGCAUUGUAGCUGCAGGUGUCAUGAGAAGGUGAGAGUGGUGAAAAAAGGAAUUUUGUUAAAAUUACAGUAGCUUUGUACAGCUAACAUUUCUGACAGAUAUUGUAAGUGGCCUCUCAUUUGACAUGCUGAGCGCUGAUUCAAUGUGUGGGUCUAACCCUAAAAGUCCCAUUAGUGACCAAGACAGAAUUUCUCCUUACACUGUCGGUACAAUAUCAAGUAGAAAAGUAAUGAGAAUAAAGAAAAAUAUCAAUUAGGGGAUUAUGGAUUGAUCCAAUUCUAAAUUCUCCAAACUAAUAUCAUAUGAAUUAUAUGGCAGACAGUAAGGACAGAAAGAAUGAGAAUUGGGAAUUAAAGGUUUAAAGUAUAUCUGUGUUAGGUUUUUGGCUGAGAUUCUUACUCUAAAAGUUCCUGUCUCUGCCCUGGAGUUAAAAUGGCUGGUUACAACCUGGAAGAGAAACUUGGCAAACAUAUUUUGGGGUGGGUGGGUGGGUAGGAGAGGGUGAAGAGGAGGUGAGUACUUUUAAUGCAGUGAAUUCGAUUAAUUCAAGUGGCUUGUAGUCAUACUAUAAACAUAAGCAUUUGUCUUUUAACCCCUCAAUCUGACCAGCAACUCAUUUCUCCUUACAGUACCACUGCUUAAUCAAAUAUUUAGGUCCUGAGAAAAAAAAAUGGAGAUGAUUGCCAAACACAAAUUCUCCUUGCCAGAACCUCAGGAUAAGGGUAGAAAACAGUUUGUAUGAAGCUAGAGUGCUUUCAUGACUUUAAAAAUCAGUGGACCAGCUUUGAACCUCACAAUAUUUUGUUUUAAGAUAAUAUUAGUUAACAAUUGACAUCCUUGGAUCCUUUUCAGAAUUAUGUCUCUAGCUCAGGAUUAUUGUUUGAGAAGAUCAGUGUUUGGUAAACUAUUGGUGGAACAUCCCCUUCAUAUGCAGACACUCGCUAAAAUAGAGGUAAUAAUACUUGGUGAUUUAUUUUCUUGGUCUUUGAACAAUUGUCAAUGUAAUUUUCGAAGUAAUCCAGAUGUGCAGUUGUUCAUUCCAAAUUUGCUCUAGGAAAUAUUAUCUGUUUUUUCCCCCCCAUAACCACAGAAAAAAUGUAAAUUUAAAGCCGAAAGUGAUCUAGUAGUGUUGUAAUUAAGUCUGAAUUUGGUCCCGAAAAGUUGCCAUGCCUUGUCAACCCAUGACUUUUAAAACUAAAACUGGUAGCAAAUUGGUUUACUUCAUCCUUUCUUCAUUAGGAAAAUAUUUAUUUGGGCUAUAAACCCAUGAAAAUAGCCACUAGGAUAGAAUAUAAAUGAUUAGAAAUUGUACACCUACGUCAUUAUUUACCUUCAAAGAAAGAGAGAAAGAUAUCAAGAUAACUUACCUCCUUUUUUUCGUCCUUGUACAGGUGGAGACCCGCGCGGCCUUCCUGCUCUCAAUGGAAGUUGCCCGUCUGCUUGGUAAACAGGAUUGCAACGAGGCAUCAGAUGUAGAGACACAGCUGUUGAGACUUCUUACUCCUAUCACAAAGCUGUACACUGCUAAACAGGUACGACCAUUGCUUCAAACAAAAAAUUGUGUGCAGGAUCAAAUUUGACAUUUGCUGUAAGGUGUGACUCGCUAUACAAGGAAGUUUGCGCAAGUUUUCUUUGCUCAAAAAUAUCUUAACAUUUGAGCUUGUCUAAAUUUGCACUAAAACCAAGGCUGUUAAUAGCAAAGGUGUAAUGUUUUUUUGCUUUUUUUCAGGCUAAUAUUGGUAAGUGUAAGGCGAGAGCUGUGAGGGCGCUAUCAUCGCGCACGACUUGCGACUGAAUAUGCGACAAAAAUACACCUGUUUUGCAGGCUAACUUCUAAGAUUGGAGUUACCAUAAGGCUUUUUUUAAAUGUAACCAAUGAAUUGCUCUAGUCGUAAAAUUAAUCUAAGAUUGGAGUUACCAAAAGCCUUUUUUUAAAUGUAACCAAUGAAUUGCUCAAGUCGUAAAAUUAAUCUAAGCCUUGAAUGGUUUAUACGUUAUGCAAAGCAGGUAACAACAUUUAUAAUAGGUACUCACGCUUCAGCGAUUUCGUCGAGGCGCACAUAACCCGAUACUCUCGCGCAUCGCUUCCAACUUGUAUCUGUUUGACUUCUACGCGAGGAAAUUGUUUCCUUAAUUCAGAGUGAGUGUUUCUAGAAAUUUAUUCAGUUUGUGAUUCUAAGAGAACACCUCAGUUAAGACCUCUAGAAUCAACCCUUUUGUCAAAGCUUAUUCAUUGUUUUUUAAAAGUCUCAUAACCUGAGCUUUGCCUUUUUACACAGGCCAUGCAGGUUACCUCAGAAGGUCUUGAGAGUUUUGGUGGUCAAGGAUACAUAGAAGACACAGGGUUACCAGGCUUGAUGAGGGAUGCUCAGGUACUGUGGCUUUUUGUUAGUAUUAGUUUAAAAAAAAAAAUGAUACCAAUUCUUCUUACUUGUUGACUGAAUUGCAGCUAACGUUAGUGAUGAGAACUUGGUUUCACAGCAGAAAACCGUUGCUGGUAAUAUACUAUUCUGUUACAUUCUUGAUCUUGCUGCAAACUGUACUCGAGUGCGAUUUGCGUACAAUCCAGUGAUUUUCUGAUUAUAUCAUUCUAGCCAAAUGAUCUGCCCUAAAACGUGAAUAUUCUACCACUAAAUUUAUUCGAAUUUGAUUUGCAAUAAACUACAAACCGAAAGCUACUAUAUGCAUUUAUAACCAGCAGGAAUACUACAGAUUGUCUAGAAGUGACAAAUAAAUGUUGUUUGCAUAUUUAGGCAAAAUUUCCUCUCAAUGAAGAUUAAUUGCAGCUUAUUAAAAUUAUUAACUUCGCUUAUGGAUAACUCGAUAGGCAACAUAUAAAACCAAAUAAGCCUUUGCUGUACUAUGUAUGGUUGUGUUCAUUGGAUGAGAACUUCAGCAAUUGAAUCUGAGUCAUCAUUUGCUGAACUUUUAAAAGGAUAGCACUUUUAAGUGAAUGUAGCUUUGAAGAUACUAGAUUUUUUAAUAUUUUCGGAUUUUUGUAGUAGCAAAUUCGAUCAAAUGUUAUAGUUGCUUCAAAAGUUGCUCAGACCCUUUCAGGGUUAGUCGUCAUUUAUGUUUUUCAAUCUAGUUUCUUAUCGCCCUUGGAGUGUUGGUAAGCAUUUACAUUGAGUGUCUUCUUAAGAGAUUAUUAAUUACCUUGGCGAUAUGUCUAAGACUUUUUAUCCAUUCCAGGCAUUUACAUUUGCAUCAGCUUGUUUGCUUAACAGUUUCAUUAAAACUAUAUGGAAAUACGCGAUUACUACUUAAAAUGGGGUGCGAUCAUUUAAAGAGAAAAUAAUAAUUUAGGAAACUGUCCCUGUAUUGUCGUAGUUUCAUUGUCUGGGUAGGUGCUGUUCGUAAAUGGGAAUGUAACACCUGAACAGUGCCUAGUACUCACACCGUUUUCUCCAUGAUGAGAUAGGAAACCUGUUAUUGAUGCACUUAAACAAUACCGUGUGUUUCCCUUUAAAAGUGCUUUUUGGCCAAAGAACAUUUCGAUGCCGUAAUAAUCAAAGCCAUUGCCUUGCAACUUUUUCGGUGCAACUGCCUCAAUUUUUAAAGAAACCAAAGCUGAACCAAGGGGUAAGUUUCUAAAGAAACUGUGGUGCUGCGUCGGUGGGAGAGUAUAGCAGGUAAUUUAGUGUUAACAACUGGGUUGAAAACGUAAAUUAGCCACCGUAAAGGGUAAAAAAGCUGACGUUUCGAGCGUUAGCCCUUCGUCAGACCUAUCGCUCUGACAGAGCGAUAGGUCUGACGAAGGGCUAACGCUCGAAACGUCAGCUUUUUUACCCUUUACGGUGGCUAAUUUACGUUUUCAACCCAGUUGUUAACACUAAAUUACCUGCAAAGCUGAACCAGUUUGUUGAUUCAAAAGUGUCAAGUCUACCGAGUAAGUAUAGUUCUUGUUGCCAAACAAACGCACUCCAUGUUAUGAUUUAACGCAGUACUCUUGUCCUCAGAGAAUUUGAGAACAUGUCUACUCCCGCUGCUAUAAUACCAACCAGUUGACAUAUUCUUAAAUCUACAACAUUGUUGGAUUUCACUGUUAUACCGAUAGGCUCUUUUUGUCUCAGGGAAAUCCUGCUGGAGAGCUGGAUAUGGAAUUCAGGUGUCUGAUAAGGCUGACGAUUUCCUCCUUUGUGAGGAUAUCACCGGCUAAAACCUUACUUGCGAAAUCUUUCUGUGUCAUCGUUGGGAAGCGUACUCCUUUGACAAUUCCUUCUCCAAUUAUUCUUCCUUUUGCUCCGCCAUCAGCCUUUAAGUUUUGCCUUUCACAUUUCUUAGUGUCCCACAAGUCCACAGCUUCAAACAGAUCUAUCUCUUUCUUAAAACUACUGCUUCAAGUAAGGUCCUCUCAAUUGUCGCGAAUACUUCAGAUUUCACAGCUUCCUCUGUCUUUUCGUCGAUCAUUUUCCAGCAUCCUUCCACCGGGUCUUUUUCUUCAUAUUUCUGAGCGGAAGGAAGAAUACUAAAAACAGUGGAUGGAUCUAUGUUCUUUUCUUCCGCUAGUGAAGGCAUCAUGUAUUUCUUAGCCAAAUACAACACUCCCAUGACAUUACUUCCGCUUAAGUUCACUUCAUCGCUGUACAUGUAGCGAAACAACUCCAAAAUACUCUCGUACUCACAGUCAGGCAGUUCAAUAGAGUCUUUAGUCUCCGCCAACUCACCGUGAAACAUGGCCUCAAACACAGGACUGCUGAUAGACAGCACGAACAUGUGAGCAGGAAUCACUUGUUUACCUUCGCUUUCACCAUCCAUCUUGCGAACAACAAACCUGAUAUCGCUGAGGCGAUCGUUGUUGAAAAAAAAUUUGGUUCUCUCUUUGAUGGUUGGUCUUGUCAUUUGCCAGUUUUCUUCUCCGACAGACAUGGCUUCUGUUGUGAGAUGGGCGGUGAAUCAAGGAAAAAUUUAUCUGUCGGCUGUAUCAAUUCGAUUUAUAAAUCGGGUGGAAACCGAGACAGUGGUAAUUUAGGAAAUUUGAAGAUAAAAUAACAUCAUACACGACAGAAUUUUCACCCCUAGUUCUCCGUACGUCAGCGCGGGGGCCAGCGUGACGGAAAACACAUCAAUGAAAAAUGACUUUGUCUUACAACCUACAUUCGGGCCUGCAAACACAGGGCUUCUUUAUCCUUUUCCUUUAAUUGAAGCUGAGAACUCUCUAUUGAGAAAAAGGAUGAACGUUUUCAGUGGAAAGGGAAAUUACGCCUAUAUAGGAAGCAACACCUGACCAUUCACUCUGACGAAGGAUUAACGCCCGAAACGUCAGCUUAAGAAACUCUUUACGGUUGCCAAUUUACAUAAUCAACUCAGUUUAUUAAACUAAAUUACCCUGUUAUAUUCUCCCACCGACGCAGUACCACAGUUUCUUUAGAAACUCACUCCCUUUGUAUAUAGGAUCAAUUCACUUAGUGGCUCCCGUAUUCGGUGAGCUGCCUAGUAGCCUGCCAGAAAAAAAAAACCUUUGUUGCUCACAUUUGGAAAACCACUCACGAGGAAGAUGAUCAUUUGAUUUGCACUUUUCAUUUACACUUUUCAAAUACAUUUAUAACAUAGCUAGUAAAUUUGUCUAAUCAAAUUCAAUUGCGUGAGCGUGCUUCAUAUUGCUAUUGUGCACGCUCAUGACGUCAGCAAAUAAAUCCCUCGAGAAAACAAAUUUUCUCUGCGAUUUUUUACUUUGGGAUUUUGCUAUUAAAAAACUGGUUAAGACUUCUGCGGCAAUUUAAGUUAAACAUGGAAACAAAAUCGUUUACAGCGUAGCGAAAUGUUUUUCUGAAACAAAAUUAUCAACGCGCUGAAGCGUAGCUGAGGGAAUAUUAAACUGUAUAUGCUUUUAUGCUGCAUCAAAAUUUUUUUACCAUAAACACUAAAAAGGUGUUCCUCAUCUGUUAAAAUAAAAUUUUUGUACGCCCAUCCAUGUCGUUUUGAAACACCGUUCAAGAAGCUGGUUCCAAAAUUAUUUGACUUUGUGUGAAAAUGAUCUGAAAUGAAGGUGUCUCUCUCAAAUAUCUAAGGCUCAGUUAUUUUUUUAUGAUUAACCAUGACCCACACUCGAAGUCCAUCACUUUCAAGGCCUUGAAAAUGAUAUUUGUGUUGUUCCAAGACUAAGAUUUAGAAUUAAAGCGUAUCAUUGAACUUUGAGGUAACAGCUGAAAAUCGUUGCAUGACAGAAAAAUUUUUAAAAAGCAACAGCUCGGUGAGUUGAGUCACUGAUACAGCGAUUCCAGGCAGUACUUUUACUCUUGAUUUACAGCGAAAAAUGUUUCAAAGCUAAAAUGUUCAAUAAUAUGAUAAACAUGUCUGUGUCCUGUUUCCCUUGUUUAGUCAUAGCCCUCAUAAAUUCCCCCCCCUUCUUUGCGCUCGGUCGUGUGCACCUGUUCUCCACAAGCAAUCCAUUUUAUCCUGUUACACAAGCCAUGUACUCAUUUCUGUUACGACUAACUAGUGAUUAUUGUAGAGAAAACAAUAAUUCUGGAAAUUGACCGCACAUGGUGCUUGUUCCAUUUGUUGAGGAUUCAUUGUUGGUGAAAGUGAAUGUUACACCUGCACAUUGAAUUGAGCCAACACAACCAAUUCCUUGGCACGUAGGAGGACCUGAUAUCAGAGCACUUAUAGCGUAGGAAGUGUUUCUCUUUAUGUUAAUUUGCUGGUCGAAAUAAACCUCAAAACCUUGGUAGCUGCAUUUCUCGCACUGCAACAACUCUGAUGGAAAGGAUGCAGUUUUGGUGGCUAGAACUGAUUUACUUGUGUUGUCUAUCACCUCUAAGGUAACUGGGUAAGUUUGAUUUUCGUUACCAAAGAAGCUUAUCGCGUGUAACGCCACAUCCUUGUCCACAGAGAAGUUAAAACAAUCUCUGCGAUUGGGAUAAUUCCAUGGGUUGUCUGACUUUAAGCCCAGUCUGCAGCAUCGUUUAAUAUCACCAAACCUCUUUGCCUUGGAAAAGCCUUCUACAGACUUGGUGAUGGAAUUAAAAUAUUUGAAGAUACUGAUAAUCUCGUGUUUUGUUAAAAUGUCACUGUCAAGCACCGCACCUGCAAAGUCUGCCUCCUUCAUUGUUGGGAAGCGUAUGGCUUUGACAAUUUGUUCUCCAAGAAUUCUUCUUUUCGUGUCACCAUGUGCCUCUAUACCUUGUCUCUCACAUUCCUUUGUGGCCCACAGGUCAACAGCUUUAAAGAGAUCUAUCUCAUCGACUGAUAGAUUGUCUCUAAUGAUUACCUCGUUAAGUAAGGACCUCUGAAUUGUCGCAAAUUCAUCCGUUCUUAAAGCUUCCUUUGUCUUUUCGUCGAUCAGUUUCCAGCAUUGUUCCACCAGGUCUUUCUCUUGAUAUUUCUGUAUGGAUGGAAGGAUGCUGAAAACAUUGGAUGGAUCCAAGUUCUUUAGAAGAUAUUUGGAGCACUCCUCGGCGAGUGACGGCACCAUGUAUUUCUUUGCUAAAUAUAAUACUCUCAUCACGUUACUUCCAUUCAAAGCCACCUCAUCGCUGUAUAUGUAACGAAACAACUCCAAGAGACUCUCGUACUCACAGUCAGGCAGUUCAAUAGAGUGUUUAGUCUCCGGCAACUCGCCGUAAAACAUGGCUUCAAACACAGGGCUACCGAUGGACAGAACCAACUUGUGAGCAGGAAUCACGUGUUUACUUUCGCGUUCAUCGUCCAUCUUCCGAACAACGAAGUUGACAUCGCUGAAACGUUCGUUGUUGAAAACGAACUUAGUUCUUUCUCUGAUAGUUGGUCGUGUUGUUUGCCAAUUGUCUUCGGUGAGAGACAUGAUAGCUGCUUCUGGCUUUAGAGACAGGGACAAUUCGCUUUAGUUAGCAAGGUAGAGAAGUUUUUAUAUUGGCGGAGCACGAGGAGAAGACAGCAGGGGGUAACUCCCAAAAUUUAAAUAUAAAUGGUCACAUAUUAAUGUAUUCUUUUAUUUGUUUAUUAACCGAGAAAACCUCAUAUUGGUUGUGUGAGUUACUCGCUCCCUCCAAGAUUCAGGCUGCGCAAAAAUGUACCUGAUUUUUACCCCCAGAGUACAGUGGUCCACAAUAAAACCACUUAAAUCACCAAUGACAUUUUGCCCUUUUACUCCGUUCACAUUAAUUAGUGACACGUAACGUUACGCAUGCAAAUAUUAACGAGGUUGCCUCGGGGCAUGAAUAUAUUGGAAGCAUUUCCGGUAGCAGUCACGAAUGGGCACAAAGGUUGUUUAAUACGCAGAGAGCCUAAUAAUAUAUGCAUUGGUGUUGCUUAAAGAAGUUUCUGUAUGCGUUUCUAUCUGUAACGUAAUUGUUUAGUAUUCGUUAAGAAUAUCUGUAUGUGAGUUAGAAACUGCGGUCCGGAGAGGAAACAUUAUUCCUACGCUGGAAAUUGUGGACAGAAUUUGAAUUUCUUGACUUAUAUAAUGUUAUCUAAGAAUGUCGUGAAAAUUUUGCGGACAGUUAAUUGACUGGCGGUUUUUUUUGUGCCUUGCGGGAACAUAUUUUUGCGAUUUCCUACUCGAGCAUGAGAAUAAAUCACGGUAACAACACGAAAUCAGUGAAGUAUGACCUACGAAGGUUAUGUUGAACUGAAUUUCUUCUUUCAAGCGUGAUUCUUGCCGUGCACUACUUAAAAGACGGAAAACAAAAUUUAUGAUGAUGACUAAAAUAAUUUUAGUUAUAGUUAUGGUAAUGAUCAUAAAAUCGGUAAAAGGCCUGUAGAAAGUUGUUUAACAACUUAAAGGUGAUACAUAGAAUUUGUUUUCGUGAUGUUGUGAUUUCGGAAAGGUUCUUAAAAUGGUGACAAAAAAACAUAGUUUGUACCCAAAUUGUAACAGCGGUCAAGAGCAACUGUUAAAUAUGAACAGUUCACCGAAAAUGUAACCUCGAACGUAUUUUUCCGGGGAUUGCUCCUCUCUGAAGUGCAAGCCUUUGUUAUACAACCAAAAGGAAACUCGAUGCGUAUAGUGAUUGUAGAUUGAAUCCCAAAAAAGUUGAAAUGAUGACAAAGCAAAAAAUGAGAGUUGGGUGAAAACUGAACGACCUUUAUUUACUUGCCCAGUCUUUUCUUUUCCAACUACCCAAAUCAUCCUUUAUUCCGUUUUGAAUUCGUAAAUGGCAGCCAUUUUACAAAGCCGUAGCAUUAAAUGGUACCCUGAUGGAAUUCUCCAAUAAACCAUUUUGAGGUGCAACUUUCUGGGAAUUCCUUCGCUAACAAGGCUCGCACUUAGCUUCACCUGGGAAAGGUUGUUGUGAAAUAGGAUUUACAAAAAAUGAAUUUUCUCGUUCAAUUUAACAGCUCUCUUGUGGACUCUUCUGGGAUGGUAAACGGCUCAUGAUUUUAAAAGGGAUGAGUAAAUAAAAAAAAAAAAAAGAAUAAAAAAGACAUAUCUUGUUACGGUAUAAUCUAACCGACAGAAAAACACUACAAUCCCACAAACUCAACAACUUUAUUAAACAACGAGUGAUAUUCUUAAUAAGGAGCGACUCCUAAAAAGAAAGACAAUACUUGUGGUUAAUAAACUUAAUUAAGCCCACCACAGUCUAUAUCCUGGCUCUCCACUAACACAAUCUAACUGCUGUCUCCAAAGUUCCUUGAAAUGAGCAAUCUUCCACAGUAAAUCUCUCCUUAAAUCAGUCGUUGCUCCGACAACAACAACUACACUUACUACUGCAUACGUGAGUCUAUUUAACAAAUAGAUUCCAAGUUGCCGUGCGUCUGUUCAGUAAUAGAUCACAGAUGACGUCAAAAUGUGGUAAGAACAAAAAAGUGGCACACGAGGCGCAGCCGAGUGUGUCACUGAUGUGACACAUUAGAACAUCGACAGGAGGAGCGGUUUUGUUCGAGAUAAAAGUCAUAAGCUGGAACCUUGAUGAGUCACGAUUUUUUUCAAGGGAACGGCUUGAUUGGGGAAAUGAUCUAAGGCACCAAGAAUUGUUGACUGUGAUCGUGUUUUUGAGUAAAUGUAAGAACGACUGAUUUACCUUACGGGUUAUGCAACACAGCUUUUGAAAAUCAAAUUCACUAGCUAAUUAAGGGCAAUAUAUACCCAAAAUUUUACAUGUUUUAUUGAGAAUAUUCUCUUCACAGACUAAUCAAGUAGAAAAAUCGAGAUGCACUAAAUAAGACAGUAAGGAUGGUUGUUAGCCAUUAUUGCCUCCAAAGUAACUUUAAAAAGGUACAUCCAAUGAUUGUCUGUAAAGAUGAAAUGUGAAAUGUUAAGCGCAAUACAAAACUGUUAUUAACACCGGAACUGUAAGCUCAAGAUUUGGAUUUAAAAAUGUUAGAGUUAGAUAAAUGAAACAAGUAGCAAUCCUUGAGAUAUUCUAUUAAUUAAAAGUCAUUAACUGAAUAUUUUCUCUCAGUACUCAUGCGCCUUUGGCCCUAAGAAGUUCUAUUAUAGGCAAAAUUUCUGUUGAUUUAACGAUCAUUAUAAAUCACCGUCUUCGAACGUGGUAUUGGCUCCAUUGUGAUGCUCCUGAUUUGGUAGUUUCCUCUGAUACUUUGAAAAAAAAAAACGAAAAGGGUAAAUGAUGGGAAGAAAGUGGUAUAGAGAAUUUUUGUCAUGGGCGUGGAGAAAACGAAAAAAUCUGGGUUUCCCAAUACCCAUCAGAUGCUUAAUAGCCAAGUUCUAUGUUACUAUUCACUGAUUAUUUAAGACAAAAGAGUAGUUCGGGAAACUGUCCCAAACAAACAAUACUUCCAUUAUUAUUUAGGAUGUCACUGUUCAUGAAUGUGAAUGUUACCCCUGGACACUGAACAGAACUGACACCGUUCAUUCCUUUCUUUGAAAUAGGACCCGUUAUUACAGCACUUAAACGGUACCGGGUGUUUUUCUUUAAAAUGAUUUUUGUGCUGAAAAUCAAUUCAAAACCGUUGUAACUGUAUGUUUCGGCAUGCAAUUGUUUUGUUUGUAUUGGUCCAGUUUUUAAAGACAUCAACACUGUCGCAGGUUUAAGCAUCUUCAGGUUGAAGUCUACACAGUAGGUGCUGUCCGGUUUACCAAAGAAGCGUACUCCAUAUAAGGAAGUGUCUUCGUCUGUAGCGAAAUCGAUGACAUCUGGUUUGCCACUGUAAUUCCAUCUAUCAUGAGGUGGUGAGGUAAAUCUACCACAUCCUUGAAUUUUCCCAGUAGAACCAGAUCUUGCUAUUUCGGAAAAUCCCGCUGGAGACUUGGAGACAGAACUUAUGUGUCUGGUAAGACUAACAAUUUCGGCUUUUGUAAGAAUAUCACUGAGUAAAACAACACUCACAAAAUCUUCCAGACUCAUUGUUGGGAAGCGUAUUGCCUUCACUGCUUUUUCUCCAAGAAUUCUUCUUUUUGUGUCACCAUCUGCCUUUAAACCUUGUCUCUCACAUUCUUUUGUGGCCCAUAAGUCAACAGCUUUAAAAAGAUCUAUCUCUUCAAUCGCCAGAGUGUCUUUUACGAGUAUUGCCUCAAGUAAUGACCUCUGAAUUGUCGCAAAUCCAUCCGAUUUCGCUGCUUGUUCCGUCUGGUCAUCGAUCACUUUCCAGCAUCGUUCCACCAGGUCUUUCUCUUCAUAUUUCUGAGCAGAAGGAAGGAUACUGAAAACAUUGGAUGGAUCCAAGUUCGUCAGUAGAUAUUCCGAGCACUUCUCAGCUAGUGACGGCACCAUGUAUUUCUUUGCCAAAUACAACACUCCCAUGAUAUUGCUUCCGCUCAAGUUCGCUUCAUCGCUGUACAUGAAACGAAAAAACUCCAAGAGACUCUCGUAUUCACAGUCAGGCAGUUCAAUAAAGUCUUUAGUCUCCGCCAACUCACCGUAAAACAUAGCUUCAAACACAGGACUGCUGAUGGACAGCACGAACUUGUGAGCAGGAAUCACUUGUUUACUUUCGCUUUCACCAUCCGUCUUACGAACAACGAACUUGAUAUCGCUGAGGCGAUCGUUGUUAAAAACAAAUUUGGCUCUCUCUCUAAUGGUUGGUCUUGUCGUUUGCCAGUUUUCGUCUCCGACAGACAUGGCUUCUGUUGUGAGAUCUGCGGUGAAUCAAGGAAAAAUUUAUCUGUCGGCUGUAUCAAUUCGAGUAUAAAUCAGAUGGAAAACGAGACAGCGGUAUUUUUGAAAUUUGAAUAUAAAAUAACAUUACACGCGAAGUUGUCACGGCUGAAGCGUGACUGAGUCUCGAUUGAAUUUUCACCCCCAGUCCUCUGUACGUCAGCGCGGGGACCAGCGUCACGGAAAAAACACAUCAAUGAAAAAUAACUUUGUCUCGCAACCUACAUUCGGGCCUGCGAACACUGGGCUUCUUUCUCCUUUUCAUUUAACUGGAGCUGAUAACUCUUUAUGGAGUGAAAGGAUGAACGUUUUCAGUGGAAAGGGAAAUUACACCUAUAUAGGAAGCAACUCCUUAUCAUUCGCUUUGACGGAGAGCUGAUGCCCGAAAUGUCAGCUUAAGAAACUCUUUAGGGUUGCCAAUUAACAAAAUCAACUCAGUUGAUUAAAUUAAAUUACCCUGUUAUACUCUCCAACCGACGCAGCGCCACAGUUUCUUUAGAAACGUACCCUUUUGAACGUGUGAUCAAUUAACUCAAAGGCUCGCGUGUUCAGUCAGCUACCUAGCCUGCCAGAAAAAAGCCUUUGUUGAUCACAUUUGGGAAACCACUCACAAGGAAAAUGAGCAGUUGACUUGCACUUUUCAUUUAUUCAUUAAGUACAUGUGACUUGGCAGUCUUCACUGAUGAACAUCAAGUGAAGCUAAACAGGGAAAACAGGACACAGAUAUGUAUAUCAUAUUAUUGAACACUUUAGUCUUAAAACAUUUUUCGCGGUAAAUCAAGAGUAAAAGUACUGCCUGGAAUCGCUGUAACAGUGACUCAACUCACCUAGCUGUUGCUUUUUAAACAUUUUUCUGUCAUACUGUUACCUCAGAGCUCAAUGAUAUGCUUUAAUUCUAAAUCUUAGUCCUGGAACAACACAAAUAUCAUUUCCAAGGCCUUGAAAGUGAUGGACUUCGAGUGUGGGUCGUGGCUAGUCAUGAAAAGUUACGAGCCUUAGAUAUUUGAGAAAAAGAUUCCUUCAUUUCAAAUCAUUUUCACACAAAGGUAAAUAAUUUUGGAACAAGCUUCUUGAACGGUGUUUCAAAAUGACAUGGAUGGGCGUACAAAAAUGUUAUUUUGACAGAUGAGGAACACUUUUUAGUGUUUAUAGUAAAAUAUUGAGACGCAGCGUAAAAGCAUAUACAGUUUUAAGACAUUGUUGCCAUCAUAAUGUAACAUUCCAUUUUUAGACCCCGAGAGAGGCGUUAAGCUAAGUGUAAGUUUCAGCGAUUAUCUGUAUAUGGUUGCCGUUAAUUUUCCUAGACACUCUAUCUUUUAUCUUUCAUAGCCGAAAUGCGAGGGUGGGAAGGGUGGGUGAGAGGAAAACUUUUCCCGGUUCUCCCUUUGUUUACGUUUUUCUUGGCCCUUUUUACCUUUAUUGUCAGCCCUCAAAAACUUUCCCUCCCCCCCCCCCCCUGCGCACCUGUUUUCCACAAGCAAUAAAUUUUAUCCUCUUGCAUAUUCAGUGUUACACUAGCCGUGUUGUCAUUUCUGUUACGACUAACUAGUGAUUAUUGUAGAGAAAACAACAAUUCUGGAAAUUGACCGCACACGGUGCUUGUUCCAUUUGUUGAGGAUUCAUUGUUGGUGAAAGUGAAUGUCACACCUGCACAUUGAAUUGAGCCAACACAACCAAUUCCUUGGCACGUAGGAGGACCUGAUAUCAGAACACUUAUAGCAUAGGAGGUGUUUCUCUUUAUGUUAAUUUGCUGGUCGAAAUAAACCUCAAAACCUUGGUAGCUGCAUUUCUGUACAUGUAACGAGACAACUCCAAGAGACUCUCGUACGCACAAUCAGGCAGUUCAAUAGAGUUUUUAGUCUUCGCCAACUCACCGUAAAACAUGGCCUCAAACACAGGACUGCUGAUAGACAGCACGAACUUGUGAGCAGGAAUUACUUGUUUACUUUCGCUCUAACCAUCCAUCUUGCGAACAACGAAUUGAUAUCGCUGCAGCGAUUGUUGUUGAAAACAAACUUGGUUCGCUGUCUGAUGGUUGGUCUCUUUGUUUGCCAGUUGUCCUCGACGAAAGACAUGAUUCCUGAUCGUGGCUUUAAAGCGGAGCUUCUUUUUCCCGCAACUUUGCAAGGCGUUGCAGAUUUCAGUAUGAAUGGGUGGCAACUCGAGACAGCGGCAGCUUACAUGAAAUGAACACCUAUUAACUGACCUUGAAGUUAUUAUUAUAAACAAAGAGCCUUUCUAUAUUUGCGUUGCUAAAAUACCGUGGCAGUUCUCAUACAUUGCGCUAUGUCACGUGAAUUUCAUGUCCUCGCGAAGAAAAUUUGAACGUUGGUUAGUGAUUCUUCUUCACCGGACUGCCGCCGGAAAACUAUUCUCGUUUGCCCCCGUUGUGAGCCCUUUCGUCUGCCGAUUAAUUUUUGCAAAAUUUCACAGAAUCUGAAUUAAGUUAUGUCUAGAAAAGUGAUCCUAGAAUCUCGAGAUAAUCGUAUUGCGUGAAAAGUUUUCCAAAGUUGUAUUGACCGGCGAUUUUUUGUGUUUUGCGCAAACAAUUUUAAGAGCCUGCAUAUUCAAGUAAGAGAUUUCGCUUAUUAGUUCUAGAACGCAAGAUGUUCUAGUUUUCUCUUCUUUAGUUCAAGGACCCUCAAGAGUUUUCUUGGUUACCUGGUAAUCUGCUACUCAAUCAACUGAUGUAGAAGAAAGUGUAUCCCCAACAUCUUUUGAAUUUUUCUCAUUUAGGUUUUGCCCAUCUGGGAAGGAACGACGAAUGUAUUGUCAUUAGAUGUACUUCGAUCAAUUUCUAAAAGUCAAGGGCAGGUAAUUUUAAUUGUUUACCUAAAAUGUGGCAUAGUUAAUAUCAGUAGUUAAUGUUACCUUUUAUACCAAUUUUGUUUUUACGAUUCUUGAGCUUGGUAAUUGUGCCAUAAACCUUAGGCAUUGUGCUAAACCCUCCAAGAAGGAAAAGCGUUUGUAAAGAAAUUAUGCCUUCGUGCAAUGAUUCGUGAAAUCUUCUGUGCCUUAAAGCAUUUUGCAGCCCUAAUUUGGCUUUAGCGUGAGUUGACAAAAAGUUUUGAAAUUUUUUUUCUGGUUUUGUACCUGUUCACGUAUUGUACACCCCUCUUUAUAUUUUCACUGUUUAACUGGAAAAAUUGUUGCUACAACCAUUUAUUACCGUGGUCAGAAAGAGACUUAUUAGAUACGAUGAGUUGCCUAAACUAAAGGGCAUUCACUCUACGAAGGCUCGAAUCCUAACUUCUCAAAAAGUUAUCUAGGCGGUAACCGUCACCAAGUCAACAAAUAUCCUACUGUUUGGUUCAUGAUUUCAAGUCUUUGUUAAGCUCAGAUUUUAUGCACUUAAACAUUCGGAAACAUGUUCUCUUUUCUUAUCAUAAUGCAGGUACUGAAGGCUUUUCACGCGGAUGUUUCCAACAAGUUAUCUAGGGCGUGUGCGUUUCGUCCAGCCCUGAAGGUUAUAAAGGAAAAAGUACAAUCCUCCAUGAAUACCUUGCUAUCUCCAAAAAACUACGAGCUUCUCUCUGAUUCAUUACCUGCACGGGAUGUCGCCUUCAGCCUGGCAAGAAUUUACAUGGGUAUUACGUUGAUGAUACUGUUUUGUUUAGAAAUUUUUGAAUGAAUUGUUGUUCAGUACGGUCGCAAAAAUUGUGUGGUCGGCGUCUGAGGAUGUGGGAGAAGGGAGGGAGAGUUAAAAGCGUGAAGUGUAAUACUGGAAUCAGGGAAGGAACAAUCCAAUUCGUCUCCGCUCUCCCACCCCCUUCCCCCCCUCCCCCAACAACAUGAUCCCCCCGGACUGGUGCGCAUAUUCGGUCACUUUCUAGAUCGUUUUUAAGAUCUCGCCUUAAACCAUUCCUUUUUCUUUUAUCAGCGUCCCUAUUGAUAGAGCAUGCUUCCUGGGAAGAGGCUGAAGAACAGGACGUGGAAGCUGCCAAAAGGUAAGUUCAGAAGAAGAAGCGAGCAUACACGAACGAUCUGCGUGAGCUAAUGUUCCCGUCGUUUGCAACUCUUUUCGUUAAAUUAUGAAUAAUACACCAUGUAAUUUCUGUCCUCAAGUUCUUUCUUGAAGACAUUUUAUAUGUCAGGUGUUGCACUCCUAAUUAGCACGACCAUGCGCUCAUCCGAUAUGUCAUCGGGUAGAAUGAGUGGUCAUUAUUCAUUAUGCAUGAUCACCUAAACGGGAAAUUUGAAAGCGAGCGUGCUUUGAAAACCCCAGAACGAUAUAAGAAAGGGCCGAGUGGGCAGAGAAAACUUGCUCGUGUGACUUCAAAUAACUGCUCACCAACACUUUUACCUACAGCUUUUUGUAGAAAAUGAGAUAUCUACAAUGAUAGACAAAAACGAAGAAUUUUUUUCUAGUGCAAGGUCUAUCCAUUUGCGCUAGUAAAUGAACAUAAAACAGCCAUUGUUUUGUAUGGAAGCCGAACUCGAAAGAAACUUUCUCGAAACUGGAAUAGACGCUUCCAAAGUGACUUUAAAAGUGGUAUCUAAUUUUUGAAAUUCACUGCUUUCGAGUCCCAUUUGAACCAAGCUUAGCAAGAGCAGAAACGCACAAAACACUCGUACUAAAGGCACGUUCAAUUUUUUAGGUGGUGUCAGCAAGACUUGACCCCAGUUCUCACUCAACUCAGACACAACGCAUACGACGCGAAAAGCUCCGCCUGUGACCUGGCGUUAGUUAUGAAGGGACAUUCAGAUUUCACAAGAACAUGAUACUUGACGGUCGUUUGCAAAGCCUUACACAGCAACAGGCUUGAAAUAGGCCUCAGCUGCUUGUCAGGGAAUUUCACUCACUAAUUGCUAAGAAAACACGAUUUUUGAAGUGUUUGUUGUAGUUAGAGAGACAGAGACUUAAAAUAAGCAAAAUUAUACGUUUAAGACAGAAACAGAAUGCACGCCAAAGCGGGUGUCGUGGUGACGUUUGGUCUUUUAUGCUCUUCGAAAAAGACGCAGAUUUAAUCCAUCCAGUCAGGUGGUCAGCAGUUUCGGCCUAAGCAGGCCUUGUCGCCGUGACAUAGCUGAUCAGCCAAUGAUCAAGGCACUUAAUAAAUAUUGUAUGGUAUAUGCAGUCAAUAUUUUAAUCCAUUCGCAUCCUUCCCUACAUGUGUCUCUCCACACCAACUGUAGAUAUCGUUAUUGCCUCAUUAAAUUCUCU